AUGGCGAAUAGCGACAGCGUGCCCGGCCUACUUCCUCCUGGAACGGUACACCUUCUCCACGUCCACGGCACAUCAAGGAGUUCCGAUGAGCUCAUCCUGGUGCCCAAGCCAAGCGCCCAUCCUGAUGACCCUCUCAACUGGAGCAAAAGCAGAAAAAUACUGCACGCCGCCCUCGUCUACCUGUACACGUUCACCACGGGCGUUGGCGGCACUUCGACCUACUCCAUUUUGACUGACAUGUCCCGUGAUACGGGUCUUACUCUGACGCAGCUCAAUCUGGGUACCGCCUUCAUCUUUCUGCUUGCCGGCUGGGGCAACCUCAUCUGGCAGCCGCUUGCUCUUGCGUACGGACGACGUCCGGUCUAUCUCUUGAGCACAUUGGGAGUAGUCGCUGUCUCCGAAUGGACUGCGCACAUCAACAACUUUGGCCAAUGGGCCGCAGCGCGUAUACUGUUCGGCUUCUUCGUGGCUCCCGUCGAAGUCCUCCCCGAGAUCAGCAUACCCGACAUAUUUUUCGCUCACGAAAGAGGGAGCUACAUUGGCGGCUAUUCUAUGACCCUGGCUGGCAGCAACUUCAUUGCCCCCUUCAUCGCCGGAUUCAUGAAUGACAGCAUAGGGUGGCGUUGGGUCCAGCUUUGGUGCGCAAUUCUGCUGGCACUCAACUUUGUGCUUGCUUUCUUCUUUCAAGAAGAGUCCAGCUGGCACCGCGACGAAGUCGAGGCAGAGACCGCAAGCGGUGAUGCUGAUGUCAGGCUUGGGGAGACCGCUGGGGUGCAGGGUGACCCUGAGAAGAUGACUACCACAGCCGAGCCUGUCGCCGCCAACUUGUCGCCCACAGUGACUGCGGGGCAGACAUUUACCAGGAAGACCUAUGCACAAAAGCUGGCGCUCUGGACCAACAACCACCUCUCUCGGACACAGAUCAUGCGGAUAGUCUGGCGGCCAUUUCUGAUCCUCAUCCACUUUCCCAAUAUCCUCUUUGCAGGCUUUCUCUACGCUUUCACGAACUCAUGGUACUCCGUGUACAAUGCCACCGCCUCUCUCAUCCUCUCAUCGCCACCAUACAACAUGUCUGCAGCUAUGGUUGGGGUUACCUAUCUCGCCCCUCUCCUCGGCGCCAUCAUUGGGGGCAUCGUCGCAGGCCCAUUGUCAGACAGGUUCACACUCUUCCUGGCGCAUCGAAACAACGGCAUCCGCGAACCCGAGCAGCGUCUCUGGGGCGUCAUCACCUAUACCGCGUGCCUGACCAUCGGCUUGUUGAUGUGGGGCGUCGGCGCCGCUCACUCCGCCCCGCUCGGUGUUCUACUGUUCGGAUCCGUGCUGUGCGGCUUCGGCAUCGUCACCGGUGGAAGCUACGCCAUCACGUAUGCUGUGGACUGCUACAAGGAGAUUGCUGGCGAGACCAUUGUAUCUCUGAUCAUUGUCAGGAACAACAUGACUUUCGCGUUCGGCUACGCUAUCACACCGUGGAUUAACGCCUCGGGCUUACAGAACACUUUUAUCGCUGUCAGCGUGAUCUGUCUCGUCACUGGCAUGUCGUUUCUGCUGAUGAUCUGGAAGGGCAGGGCUCUACGUAUCAGUUGCGAGAAGAGGUAUUGGGAGUAUGCAGCUUCUCAAUUGGUAAAGCACUAA
This is a messenger RNA of Cyphellophora attinorum, 1632 nucleotides long. RefSeq names its product putative MFS-type transporter. Lineage: Eukaryota; Fungi; Ascomycota; Eurotiomycetes; Chaetothyriales; Cyphellophoraceae. Bases 1 to 1632 code for a protein of 543 amino acids. Gene Ontology annotation, molecular function: transmembrane transporter activity. The transcript has 2 exons. Gene Ontology annotation, biological process: transmembrane transport. The record is from RefSeq and is a predicted model, not a curated record.